Teleopsis dalmanni is the source of this 711-nucleotide messenger RNA. RefSeq lists its product as uncharacterized. The transcript is spliced from 4 exons. Lineage: Eukaryota; Metazoa; Arthropoda; Insecta; Diptera; Diopsidae. The coding region runs from base 4 to 687 and encodes 227 amino acids. The record is from RefSeq and is a predicted model, not a curated record.
GCAAUGGAAAGUGAAAAAGAAUUGGCUCUGAUGAAUUCUUCAACCGCGGGAGAAGAUAAUGGAAAAACGCAAUUUUAUUGGACUAAAAAACAAGAGAUUAUGCUUAAAAUAUGGGAGCGUCAGAAGUUAGCGAAAGAUCGUAAACAUCCAAAACAUUUUGUAGACUGGGCAACGGAACUAAAAAACCGUUUCAAUGUGAUUGUGUCACCCGAGGAAAUGCUCUCUAAACGUAGCAAAAUUCAGGCUAAAUAUAGGCAAAUGAGAAAGAAAAUUCAGAACGGUAAUGGGAAGGAAAAUAUUCGCUGUAAGAAAUUUGAUGCAAUAUGCCAAAUUUUAGUUAACCAAUUUCGAAGGAAUGGUGAAUCUAUUCCUCUGAAAGAUGCAGAAAGUAAUGGCAACUUUGUCAAAAAGAGAAGAGCUAUUAGUUUAUUAUCCCAAGCGAAGCAUAGCAUUUCCACUGAAGAAAAUGCUACAACUGUGGUAGAUGCGGGAAUCCAGCAAGAACAAGGGAUUGCUGGUACCAGUGGUCAAAAUAAACGUAAACGACGGCAGAUGAAAGCUGUUCCAAAAAAAACUUUAGAGCAACAGAUUUUGGAAUUUGAGAAUCGAAAUCAACAGUCAUUAUCUCAAUGUACUGAAAUUAUGCUAGAAAUAACAUCAAAAAUUGAGCAAAUGAAUUCUAAAUAGUUUUCUAUAUAAUCUCAGUGCAAG